Molecule: messenger RNA, 1614 nt
Organism: Chenopodium quinoa (quinoa)
Lineage: Eukaryota; Viridiplantae; Streptophyta; Magnoliopsida; Caryophyllales; Amaranthaceae
Exons: 6
Coding region: 1-1614 (537 amino acids)
Source: RefSeq, a predicted model, not a curated record
AUGACGCAUUUUGGCCGAUCUCCUAGCCAGGGGGCCACAGGUCGAAUGGCGAAUGUGCCCUCCGUCUGGCUGCCCUGUUGCCAUUAUAUCUUCCAAGAGAAGAUUCUCGUUGUCGUCGACCUCAGCCAAAAGUUCCAGAACGAAGUGUGCGAGGAGUACUCGAGUGUCAACUACAGGGUGCUUAGGAUUAGCCAGGAAAAGGAUACCCUUACAAAUAAGCUGAAGAUCGCCAAUACCCAAGACCGUCCUCUUAGCUUGGUCGAGAAGAGGCUUCAGAUUGUCAGCGCGGCUGAGUAUCAGGCACAGAAACUUUGGUUCAAGAAGGUCAACCCUUAUUUUCUCCACUCAGCUGAAGAACAAGUCGCUGCGACUAUCGCCGCUGAGGCCUCUAGAAGUGGAGUUGGGCCUUCUAUUCCUGCUGCCGAGCCGAAAGCAGGAGGAGAAGAGGUCGAAGAAGAAGAAGAUUCUGAAGACGCUCGUCUGCUGAAGACUUCGUCCGACGAAGAAGAAGAGAACACAGGAGAGCCAAUUGAGGCUGCUCAAGUAGAGUCAACUUCGGACGAAUCAUCUUCAGACGAAGAAAUGUCGGGUCCGAAGAGGAGAAGGGUCGUUCUCUUGCCUAGGCAGCUUCGAGCUGCCCCAAAGGAAGCUGAUACGCUGAUUAUCCAUCCCGAGGAUGAUGAUGUGCAGACUUUGGGUGAGAUUCCCAAGGAUUUUAAUGCUGAGGGUCUGAAGGAGACUGAGAAGAAAGUUGAGGAUGCGAAGAACUUCGACAUGCCUUCGACUUCGGCAGGCAUCUCCUUCAAGACUUUCCAGUCUGUUAAGAUGGGGUUUGAGUCUGCCCGCUUGCUGGUAGUUCUUGAUGCUGCUAGGAACGCUCUUCGAUCUCACCGAGCCUCAGCAAUUGAGUUCUUCGGUGACCUGUCUAGCCUAUCUGAUUUAGAGAAGGCGAAGAUUUGGUCUCUUCGGGCCGUAGCUUGGGUCGUCCACAACCAUUACUUGGUUGUGGAGAUGAACGAAGAGCUUAAGUUCAAGCUUAAGGACGUUGAACUCCGAGCCAACAUUGUUGGGCUCAAAAGAGAAGCUGCCGAAGAAGAGGCUACUGCAGCCAAGGCCGAGGCGGACAGGCUGCAGAGGAACGCUGACAUCGUCCUCCAGGAUCUGGAGCAGCACAUUUUCCCCUUGAUGGAUCAGGGGGGAGAGGAAGCUGCCAAGACUCAGGCUGAACUUAAAGCCGCUCAAAAGCUGCUGGAAUUCCGGGUUUACACCCAAGAGCAAAACGAAGAGGGCUUUGAGAAUGGCUUCAAGGUUGCUCGACGUCUGGCUUUCCAUGUUGAUCCCGCCAUCAACUGGGAAUUGGCUGAGGCGUGGUCCAUGGACCCGCAGGACGUUCACAUGAAUGAGGCUAGUCCAGCUGAGACUAUUUUCCUAGCUCACCAAGCAAAAGCUGAGGCUCGGGAACAAGAGGAAGCCGAGAGGCUUGAGAGGGAGGAAGCUAAGAAGAGAGAGUCUGAGAGGACUCUUACUCAGCCUGUCUCUUCCUUUGCUGAUGCUGAAGCUUCAAGGAGUCCGAGCAUAGCUGCUCAACCUGAUCAUGUUAAUGCUGAAGCAUAG